This is a messenger RNA of Didymella exigua CBS 183.55, 5822 nucleotides long. RefSeq lists its product as uncharacterized. Gene Ontology annotation, molecular function: transcription coregulator activity. The coding region runs from base 342 to 5711 and encodes 1789 amino acids. Lineage: Eukaryota; Fungi; Ascomycota; Dothideomycetes; Pleosporales; Didymellaceae. Gene Ontology annotation, biological process: regulation of transcription by RNA polymerase II. The record is from RefSeq and is a predicted model, not a curated record. Gene Ontology annotation, cellular component: mediator complex. The transcript is spliced from 3 exons.
CGCUGCUGCACUGCUGCAGUCUUGCGCUUACUCAUCGCUCCUCACUGGCUCGCGGCGGCCCGCCCGGCGACAGACAUGCCCCAGCUAUCGUCGACGCGGCCACACGAUGCAGCUCUGAGCAACCACCGAACCACCGAACCUCCGCCCGCGACGCCCUGAGCAGCCACCGCGGCCACCGCGACCACCGCACCACCGCACCGCUGCACCACCGCACCACCGCCUGACCGCGCCGCCUGUGGAGCCCGACCCCCGCGGAGUUGAUGAAGGCUCACGCCGGCCUGCGAGUGCACCCCGAACGCGAACACCACCGGAGAGUUCCAUAGAGGGCCGCAGACCGUCUAAUGGACUUUCCCGCACUCUGCACCACCAAUGCGCACCUCAUCGUACGUGGCGCGUCCCUGGGGCCAGACCUCCACCCUCACCCCCCCUCGCUGACCGACCCGCAGGGAGACUUUGAAGCCGUCGCAUACCAGGCCUUCUCCGUCGCCCGCGACCCGGCCCAGCCCGCCCCGUCGCUGCGCCAUGGGAGCCCGUCCGAGGACACGCGCGCCGUCGAGGCCGAGCUGCGCCGGCGCCGCCUCUUCAUAGUACGCGAUGCGACGCGGCCGUGGCUGUGGCUGUUCGCGCCGACCGCGACCACGACCACGACCACGGACGCGGACGCGCGCGCUGGCCCGGCCGACCUGCCCGCCGUCGACGGCUAUCUCUUCCAACGAGAACAAGCCGGUCUCACAAAAGCCCUCGAGCUCGCACGCCCUCCGCUGUCCGCCCGCUACCCCUCCGCCGCCGCCCGGUCCACUCCGACCGCCAGCCUGCCCGGCGCUGCAGAGCACCCGCCGCCGCCGCCGCCGCCCGACUGCGUCGCCAUCUACGGCCUGUUCACGUCCUCCGUCGUCGCCCUCAUCACCCUCGAGCUCGUCAGAGAAUGCGCCGUGACCUCGCUCAACUGCCGCACCUUUGUCUCUCAGCCCCUCCAACACACUCGCGAGUUGGGGUCCAGUCGCAAGCCGCGCUGGCUGACAAGCCUCGACCUGCACUGGGCCAGCUCUGGUGCGCUGGUCGUGUCCACUCUGACCGAACGAACAACCGACCUCUGCUGCCUGGGCCAUGUCUCGUCGGGACGCAAACUCGACGCGCUGCUGGGCACCUGCGUCCGCGUCGCUCCCAAUGGCAUGCUCGCCAGGAUCAUGAGCUUCGACGACCCCCUCCAGCCCACCGCCGAGGACCCAGCACAGCGGCCCCGCCGGAAGAGGCAGAGACGCACCAACCUGGAGCAGAGUGUCGACAGGUGGAAAAAGACGGUCAAGCGGUGGCUGGCAUGGAAAGGCUACUCCCUGCCCGGCCUGGACAACAGCAGCGCUUGGGUCAGGCUACGUACCACGUUCAAUAGCCAACCAGCAGCCGCAAGCUCGCUCCUCCUGUGUUCGGAUCAAGACGUCUUGUGGCCAAUGGCGUUGUGUUACUACCAUGAACCGUCCAGUGAUGCGAUGCCCACAGCGGCCGCUGAUGGCCCUCCCACAGCCACAGACAGCGCUCUGCGCUGGUUCGAAACCGCCGACUCGCCAGGCUUCAGAGACCCAUACCAUGUCGCUCAGGACUGGUUCGCAGGCAAACCAGCACGGGACAAGGCUGCGGCACAGCGCAGAGCCAAGGCAGCCAAAGAAGACGCUCUCCACCGCAAGGACGGCGCUCUUCACCACAGGGACGGCGCUCUUCACCACAGGGACGGCGCUCUUCACCGCAGGGACGGCGCUCUUCACCACAGGGACGACGCUCUUCACCGCAAGGACGACGCUCUUCACCGCAGGGACGACGCUCUUCACCGCAAGGAAGAGAACCCCGGCCUCCACCCGUCGUCGCCACUAAACACCAGGAUAGGUGCAUACGGAGAGCUCCAGCCCGCCACCGGCGUCUACCCGACACCUCCAGACGGCGUCGCACCCGGUGCCUCCGUCUUUGCCGGCGACACCCCGAGCGUUGCCGGUGCCGCUUCAAACGUCAUCCUCGCUCCUGGCGGUAAGAAGAAUCCUGCCAUUGCCCUGUCCGCCCCACAGGACAAUGCCCAAGCAGAGACCCCGCAGCAGACUUUGACUUGGACCGCAUCUGCCACGGAUAGCCGUCACUGUACCGCCGCGGAUGGCCGUCACUGUACCGCCGCGGAUGGCCGUCACUGUACCGCCGCGGAUGGCCAUCACUGUACCGCCGCGGAUGGCCGUCACUGUACCGCCGCGGAUGGCCGUCACUGCACCGCCGCGGAUGGCCAUCACUGCACCGCCGCGGAUGACCAUCACUGUACCGCCGCGGAUGACCAUCACUUUACCGCCACGGAUAAUGACGAUCUGUUUGGCGACGACAUGGACGAAGACGCCUAUCAAGAGAACGACAUUGACGAGGACGAUUUCGACUUCUUCGACCCGCCAAACGACGGAGACGUGGACAUGGCCGACGCUCCAGCUACAUCAGACGCAAAAGCCGACGUGGUCCUGGCAGCCGAGAAGCACGACCCAAUCGCUGACGCCAAGGCAGGAGACAAGGACGAAGCAUUCGACGCCACGGCAGAAGACAAGGACGACGCAUUCGAUGACGCAUUCGUUGACAAGGACGACGCAUUCGUUGACAAGGACGACGCAUUCGUUGACAAGGACGACGCAUUCGUUGACAAGGACGACGCAUUCGAUGCCCUGGCCGCGCUCGAGAAGGCGCUUGCCACCGCCGCCACGGAUCAGCCGCCUGCAGAUUCAACACUGGUCAAGGAAGAGCAGAUGCUUCCUGCCGUUGUCGCCAUCGAGCAAGGCGCCCCCAACCCCGACAGCGACUCGAACGGAGAGACACACGCCGAGAAAGCACCUCUAAAAGCACCGACCCCUCCGCUGAGCCCAAACAAGAUCAGAGAUGCUCUCAAACCAUCGCCAAAGACAGCCCUGACCCUGCACAUACCACAGGCCCAAGCCCAAGACCGAGGAAGCGCCUUUGGCCCCUUGUCUUUCAGCCGCAAGAUGAGUGUCUCGGACGCAAAGUAUCAGGAUGGGCGGCGUUACGGCGCGCGUGCAGACAGUGAAGCAAAGGACAAGUCUCCGCCCGCAACUGAGCCGGUUCGGCCAAAGAGUCUGCGAGACGUUCCCCUGCUGACAAAGCUGCGAUGCGCCGUCGCGGUGGCAUCUGCAGGCAGCCUCUCCAAAAUCACACCCUCCAUCCAGGGUGUCAACGACGACUCCGUCUCAGAGUCGGAUUCCGACAGCAUGAGCUCCGACGUUUCAGACGAAGACGACGGAGAGCUACCGCCCGCACUGCCUACGUCUUUCACCGCUGGCUCCAUUGUCUCAGCCAAGAGGAAACUGCCCACGGACGGCAAUGCUACUCCACUGUCUGUGACCUCUUUUGCCGACUCGCUGGGCGGCGAUCUGCUUGAGCUUCAGAACUUGCAUCUAGAUGACAACUCACUUCUCACCUUUGAACCGAGCAGCUGGGAUUGGUCCCUGCUGAAGCUUCCUCCGCCUGUCGAGAAACCGUCGAUUGGUUCUCGCUACACCAUGCCACUGUUUCCGCACCCCAUAGGGCAGGUACCAGACACACCGACCUCUCCUUCUGAAAUGGGGUUUGACAUGGCAGAAGAGAAGCCCCCGAGCGGGUCGGACAGCAUCAACAUUGCACAGAUGGUCGCUGAGCAGAUCGUCUCGGCAACGCUCGACAUUCUCGGAGACGACUCGGCCAUACCGCCGCAGUACGCCAGUCGACCCUCGACGGAGCUGCGCUGGGCUGCCGUCAUCAAGGGCUUGUUUCCAAAGGCCGUAGACUGUACGCUGCCUGCGCUGGCUGCAGUCAACGAUGUCUUUCCCGACAUGUCGGCGCAUCCCAAAGGCCAACAGAGGGUUCCCGCACGCACACCAAACGACCCGGCGGCCACGCCCGGCAGUCAGAUCUAUCCGAUCAACCCACCCUUCAUCAGGGUGCGUCGAGCAGACACCCCUUGGGACUUGCUUCCGCCCGCCGUGGCCUUUUGGGAACCACUCGGGCUUGCGCCGGUUCACGGGCCGAAGAACGUCGCCGCCUUUUGCAUCUACCCGCACAGUGAUUCGCUGAGGCCCUGCUUGGAGAGCUUCCUCCUCCACAUGCAGCUCGCCUACGACAGCUGCAAGCUCGGCUCCCAUGCGCGAGUCGAGACGGUGAGCGAGUACGAGAGUGGCUUGGUGCCUUGCAGGCUUCCCACGCCUGCGGCCCCGCGUGCCGUAUACACGGCGCUACGAGAUACGUGCAUCCAUCUGGGAAAGACGCUUGCUGCAAGACAUGCUCACGUCCGCGAGACACUCGGAGAACGGCUGGAUGCCUUUAUCAUUUACAUGGUCGACCCCUUCGACAGCCCUUUGGCGCUUUGGGAGCUCUGUGCCUCGUUCUGGACGCUCUUCCAGACCUAUGGUCAGGGGUCAGCCCAUCCGAGUCUGCCGCAGAAGCCUGAUCUCGUCUUGCAAAUCAUACCCAUAAAGUACAUUGCCUCGUUUGAUCACCCAGUCAUCCUGUCAAGCACUACCUACAUCAACCUGGCACGCGAAGUGUACGGCCGCUGCCCACCAAGCACCGAACCCAACGACAAAACGCCGCUCCCCAUUGCCUCUGCUCCAGCCUUCCAGCUUGAAGAGCCAAUUCCCCGCAACGUACCGUUCAAGCUGCAGUCGGAUCCUCCCCAGGACCUCCUCAAGGAGAACUCGUAUAUGCAUCUGGCCUACGCCAUCAGCCUGGACGGUGCGUGGCUGACCGCUGCGUGGACCGACAGCUGCGGCAAGAGCCAGGCCACAAGCACCUACCACCUGGGCACGCGUCCCUUCAAGGAGCUCGCGCAGGAGGUCUGGGCCACCACCAUCUCCAUCCUGCAAGCCCGCAAAGUGCACUGGCGCGUCUGCAUCGCGCGCGCCGGCGUCAUGGACCGCGAGGAACUCGAGUCCUGGGUCUACCUGAUCUCGUGUCCGACUGUGCUGAACCUCUUCAUCACCCUGCUCACAGUCGACACGAAUCCAAACUACAAAUUCACUCCCCCGUCCGCUGCCGCCGGCAGCCAGAGCAUCCCCAACACGCCCGCUGCCACCCCCGGCGUCAGCCCGGAUGCCACCCUCGGCCUGACGCCCGCCGCCACGCCCUCAUCCGCAGAGCCGCCCGACCCAACCCAAGACCCGGACGCCCGGCUCGUCGACGUGACGGACGAGACGUGGGGCGUCAUCCUCGCGCACCGCCUGCACAACAGCAACUCCACCACGCACUUCAGCCCCGCCCUCAUCUCGGGCCUGCUCGUUAAGCGCGGCCCCAGCCCCGCCGCUGCCGGCGCCUCCGCGCCCGACUUCCCCCGCGAAUACGGCCCCGUCACCGUCGCGGUGAACAUCCUCUGGAUCGGCGCCGUGGGCAGCACACGCGCCGCAAGCCCAUUCCCGCCCACGCCCGGCGGCACCGAGUCCCCCGCCCCCUCGACCGUAGCGCCCGCCGCGCCGCAGACCCCCUCGCUCUCGCCGCCCCAGCACACGAGCAGCCUCAUGUGGACGCCCACCCCGCAGACGCGCGCGACGGCCGAGAACCUGCUCAAGGAGAUACUCGCGCAGUUUAGGGCCCUGGGCGUGCUGGCCCGGCUCAAGGGCGAGCGGGGCUCGCGGUGGGGCACUGUGCCGUGGCAUGUUGGUGCCGCGCGGAGGGGGGUGGAGGGCGUUAGUAGGGUUACUGGGGGGCGGUAGGAUUGAUACCUUGUGUUUUGGCUGUUGGGAUUGGAAAGUUGUGGGACGAUGGCGUUGCGGUCUUGUGUUUUAUCACGAUAUUAGCUUUUUUUUUAAUGUAGUUGUAAUACU